This is a messenger RNA of Aspergillus chevalieri, 1512 nucleotides long. RefSeq lists its product as uncharacterized. NCBI's taxonomy places the organism in Eukaryota, Fungi, Ascomycota, Eurotiomycetes, Eurotiales, Aspergillaceae. Bases 1 to 1512 code for a protein of 503 amino acids. The record is from RefSeq and is a predicted model, not a curated record. The transcript has 2 exons.
AUGAGCGAUUUCAAAACUAUCAUGAAGGAGGGCUGGCACCCCAAAGCCCGCGAUGGUGGAAAAGAAAGCUGGCGAAGCGAUUUCAAAGGAAUCAACCAAGUGGCAGGAUGGAUGGGGAAAGGCAAAGACUCUAGCAGCGAAAAGUCCGAACACAUCUCCACGCCGCUAUCCUCGCUCAAAGACCCGGCAUCGUUUGGACCUCCUCCGAAACACGUCAAAUAUCACGGCCCGUCGGCACUCCCGAACGAAACGACUCCGGAUCGCAGUGGUCUAGGCGCUCCGCUACGACAAGAACAGAUUUAUCAACAACGGCAACACCAGGCAGAGAUUGAGGCACGGGAGGCAGAAGAACAAGCGGCGGAAGAAGAGAGACGGGCUGCACCUCCAGCACCAUAUCGGGUCAAUACAACGGGACUGAGGACAGAUCAUCUUCCACCACCGCCGAAACGAGUGGGCUCCUCAAUUUCAGGAAGUUCUGCAUCUUCGGGGAACUCGAACUCGAGACCUCCACCCAGUCUUCCGCCCCGACUGCCUCCGCGAACGAAUUCCACACCCGUACAGUCUCCGCCCGCAUACUCGCCGAUACCACAACCGGGAUUAGGACCAGCGUCAGAUGGAUAUGUCAAUCAGGGUGCGACAUCUCGACUGGCCAAUGCCGGUGUCUCGGUUCCUGCUCUGGGAGUUGGGGGCGAAAACCAGGAUCUGCAGAGCACUGCCUCACCGGGAGGGGCCCCUGUCAACGAACUGCAAAGCCGUUUCUCUCAAAUGAGAACGGGAUCGUCUUACAGUCGACCUGCACCGCCUCCCCCGCCUGGACGAGGCAGGAAUACCCCAGCACAAGAUAACCCACCCGCGUCGGGUUCUGGGGGAGUCAGGUCUACGAUCAACAACUUCCGCGAGCAACAUGCGGACAAGAUUGAUGCCGGCAAACAGAAGAUGGGUAACUUCCGUGAACAACAUUCAGACAAGAUCGAUGCCGGCAAACAGAAGAUGGGCAACUUCCGUGAACAACAUUCAGACAAGAUCGAUGCCGGCAAACAGAAGAUGGGCAACUUCCGUGAACAACAUUCAGACAAGAUCGAUGCUGGCAAAGAAAAGAUGGGCAACUUCCGUGAGCAACAUGCGGAUAAGAUUGAUACUGGCAAACAGAAAAUAGGGAACUUCCGCGAACAACAUGCAGACAAGAUCGAUACGGGCAAGGAAAAGAUGGGUAACUUCCGCGAACAACAUGCGGACAAGAUCGAUGCUGGCAAACAGAAAAUGAGCGGAUUGUCGAAGCGAAUUGGUUCGUUCGUCGAGGGACAAAGGUCUCAGCCUAGUGAACGACCAGCACCACCGCCUUCAGCAUCAACCCCCUCCACAUCAAAUGCGGGGGUGGAGAGCAUAGCUAAGAAGAAGCCGCCUCCGCCGCCACCAAAACGUGCAGAUAUCCGGGCUCCGUCGGUCCAGACGGCGCCGUCUCCUUCGGGACCUCCCCCGUUGCCACUCAGCUCCAAGCCUAGGAUUGUAUGA